This is a messenger RNA of Iphiclides podalirius (scarce swallowtail), 1254 nucleotides long. The record is from the annotation of a GenBank genome assembly. NCBI's taxonomy places the organism in Eukaryota, Metazoa, Arthropoda, Insecta, Lepidoptera, Papilionidae.
AUGGUUAUCCUUAUAUCGAGCUUUGUUCGCGACGACAUUAUUCGCGAAUGGUGGCGGCUGGCGAGCUACGUCAGCCGCGAAACUAGAUACCGCGAAGAUUUAGUUGGCAAACGAUUUCUCUCAGUGAGUGGUGUUGCAAAAAUUAACGUGAAUAAAGUUUCCGAAUGGGGAUGGAAAGCUGGUGUUAUCAGAGCAGCUUCGCUCAAAGAUAACAAGAAUAAGGAGCUCCAGGUGUUAGUGGAAUAUGACGGUGUAGACUGGCAACGAAGAGAGUGGGUGGUGGUACAUUCACGUAAAACUUUUCGAGCGUUUUUGGUGGAAAGAACUUUAGUGUGGGCUCCCAAAAAGCACGAAAACGAGGAAGUUAAAUGGCCCGCUCUGACCUUCUGCCCACUCUCUGCCGAUGUGACGCUCUCAACGGACACUCAACCCGUGGAGUUUCUUCACGACCGCACACUCCAAUUCCUGGACUAUGGCAACCUCGAACCCUAUCAGGAGUGGAGCGCUCGGCUGGCGGGCUCGGAGGUGGGCGUGCCGGAGGAUGUGUUGUCGACCGUGUCCUCGGAGGCGGCGGAGUGGCGGACGGCACAGGACGGCCAGCGGAUCCUGACCAGCACGCCGUCCGUGCUGGGCGGCUGCCGGGCUCAGGUGUACCGCGCCGCGGGCGCCACUCAGUGGUACACCGCGGUCAUAGUCGGCGUCAACGAGCACACAGGGGAGCUCACAGUCACCGAUGACACAGUCCUGGAAGAGCACAGCGAGGAUCCGGCUCUAGUGCAUAUGAGACUACUUGGAGAUGGAGUGAUCGAAUCUAUAAUGAGGGGCGAAGUCGUGGGCGUGAUGCCGAGAAGAUCCCGGUCCAAUCUCCAAUUCCCCAACUCCUACGAUCCAAUUUCAAUGUGUCAAGUCGAAAAGGAAUCCGACAACUUUCGCAUCGACGUCGCGGCGUACCGCUCGGGCGGCGGUUACAUACAGACGGGCGACCGUAAUCGGCGAAGUUUUGCACCGACAUCGGCCGACUUUCCACCUCUAUCGGGCGAGUUAGUUAAUGCCACUUCCCGUGUAGAUGCCGGCUAUCGAUCGCGCCAAGUGCGGGAUGCCGGGGCACGUCUGGCGCGCCCGCGUAGCCGAGCAACCGCGGCACCGCCGCCCCACCCGCCCCGUUCCACCGGCGGCAUCGAGAGGGCUCCAUCCCCCGGUCGCCGCUUACUUUGUUCUUGUUUCGUUUUGAAGGUUAAUUUACGCCCCGACAGA